AAAACAUCUGUGUUGAUUGUAGGUUAGUUUUGUUUUAUAAUAAAUGCACUAAACAGACUCAUCAAUCAAAAUGAGCAAUUUAGUGAAUUUUGCUCUCAGGCACGGUGCUAACUUCCUUAAGAGACAUACGCUACAAAGUCUACGUUGCACAGUGCCAGUGAUAACACACAAAUUGCCGGCUCUUGUUGCUCCUCCAAUUCGAGCGAACUCCACACGAGCUGCCUUCGAUGCGAGCACAAAUGUGUCCAAGGAUGUUGUGCUCUUCAAAUAUGAGAACCCUCGAUUCUAUAAGAUGCUGAACUUUUUUGGAAUCUGUCAGUUUGUGUUCUGGACAUAUUUAUCUCAUUUCGCCUUUACGACGCUUAAGGAUGCGCCGGUUGAGGAGUUGCCGGGUGAGGAGCUGAAAUGGUAUCAGCGCAUAAAUCUGGGCGAGAACAAGUACAAGAAUGGCAUUACAUUCUGCUGUUUUAUGAUAGGCUAUGGCAUUUUGUUUGCCGUUUGGAUGUUUACACUGAGAUCCGUGCGCUUCCUCAUCCUGCGCAAGGGAGGACAAAGCGUGUCCUUUGUCACCUACGGUCCAUUUAACCGCAACCGCAUCAUAACAGUGCCACUCAAAUGCAUCUCAGCCGAAGAGUCCCGAGAAAUGGCCCGUGUUCAGCUGCCCAUUAAAGUGAAGGAUAAGGUGCUGUUCUAUGUGUUGGAUAUGCGAGGCGAGUUCCGUAAUCCACAGUUGUUUGAUUAUACCGCAGGAUUAAAACGACGCAUCUGAUUGUUUUUUUUUAUGUUUCUUAUUAUUUGUAAAUAAAGUUUUAAGCUAAUUUAAACUACA
Messenger RNA from Drosophila innubila, 829 nucleotides. RefSeq names its product transmembrane protein 223. Gene Ontology annotation, biological process: nervous system development. The record is from RefSeq and is a predicted model, not a curated record. The transcript has 2 exons. Lineage: Eukaryota; Metazoa; Arthropoda; Insecta; Diptera; Drosophilidae. Gene Ontology annotation, cellular component: mitochondrion. Bases 71 to 769 code for a protein of 232 amino acids.